This is a messenger RNA of Gadus chalcogrammus (walleye pollock), 2780 nucleotides long. It is a transcript of the gene acox3, whose product is annotated as acyl-CoA oxidase 3, pristanoyl. NCBI's taxonomy places the organism in Eukaryota, Metazoa, Chordata, Actinopteri, Gadiformes, Gadidae. The record is from RefSeq and is a predicted model, not a curated record. The transcript is spliced from 19 exons. Gene Ontology annotation, molecular function: fatty acid binding; FAD binding; pristanoyl-CoA oxidase activity. The coding region runs from base 100 to 2199 and encodes 699 amino acids. Gene Ontology annotation, cellular component: peroxisome. Gene Ontology annotation, biological process: fatty acid beta-oxidation using acyl-CoA oxidase; lipid homeostasis.
UUACUCUCUUUCGCUGCCUGCGACUGUCCUGUGUCAGUCCGCACAAUUACCUCAGAGUGCCUUGAGUUGCCGUCGACAAUCGUCGUAGACUACCGUGUCAUGUCCGGUCAAGCCACAAAGAUGGAUCACAUCGUGCCGGAUCUCCCGCGAGGACCAAUGGACGUUUACAGGCAGAGGGCCUCUUUCAACUGGAAGGAGAUGGUGCUAUUCCUGGAAGGAGAAGAUCUUCUGGAGUUCAAGCGGUUGAUAUUCACAACGCUGGAGAAUGACCCCGUUUUUGCGCGGCAAGCCGGGGAGGACCUCUCUGUGGAGAAGAAAAGAGAACUCACCUUCCUGAGGGUAAAACAGCUCUUCCGUUACAACUUUUUGGACGAGGAGAAAAUGAUGCAGAACCCGUAUAUGAUCAGUGCGUUCUCCGACUGCCUGAACAUGUACGACCCUGCCGUACACCUGAAGUAUACCCUGAGCACUGAGAUGUUUGGGGGUACAGUUUCCAAUGCCGGGUCAUCGAGGCACAAGAACUAUACAGAGGGCAGCAGAGCCAUGACGAUGUUUGGGUGCUUUGCGUUGACGGAGCUGAGUCAUGGCAGUAACACCAGGGCCAUGAGGACCACAGCCACCUAUGACCCCAGCACACAGGAGUUUGUGAUCAACUCUCCCGACUUUGAGGCGGCCAAGUUCUGGGUGGGCAACCUUGGGAAAACGGCCACUCACACCAUCGUGUACGCCCAGCUCAUCACACCGGACGGAGUCUGCCAUGGCCUUCAUUCCUUUGUGGUCCAGAUCAGAGAUCAGAAAACAUUGCUUCCUGUUCCCGGAGUCCUAGUGGGCGACAUCGGAUUGAAACUGGGUCAGAACGGGCUGGAUAACGGGUUUGCUCUGUUCACCGACGUGAGGAUCCCUCGCGAAAACCUGCUGAACAAAACGGGAGACGUCAGUCCGGAAGGUCAAUAUGUAACGCCUUAUAAGGACCCCAACAAGCGUUUCGGGGCCACACUGGGGGCCCUGUCCGGGGGCAGGAUGUUCAUUCUGAAGUUCUCCACCAACCACCUGAAGCUGGCCCUCACCACGGCGCUCCGCUACUCCGCCGUGCGCCGCCAGUUCGGCCCCACGGACACGGAGGAGAUCCCAGUGCUGGAGUACCAGAUGCAGCAAUGGCGGCUCAUCCCCUACCUGGCAGCCGUGUAUGUCCUGAACCAGUUCUACAAUUCCUUCUUCAUGAGCUUUCUGGAGUUGCAAUUGGGGGUGAUGAGCAAGCAGAAAAGCGAGAGACAGGACCAGCUGGGCAGAGAGAUCCACGCGCUGUCCUGCGCGGUGAAGCCCCUGGGGUCGUGGACCGCCCAGAGGGGCAUCCAGGAGUGCAGGGAGGCCUGUGGGGGGCACGGAUACCUGGCCAUGAACCGGCUGGGCGCUCUCCGUGACGACAACGACCCCAACUGCACGUACGAAGGCGACAACAACGUGCUCCUCCAGCAGACCAGCAACUACCUCCUCUCCUGCGUCCAGGCCAAGCAACGAGGUGGAGGACCCAUCCAGUCUCCCAUGGGGUCCAUCAACUUCCUGGACGAUUACGAUGUCAUCGUAAACCAAUGCUUCGCAGCCACCUCUAUGGAACAGUGCAUGGACCCUGCAGUGCCGCUGGCGGCCUAUAAGUGGCUGGUUUGCUUCCUUUUCGGGGAGAGCCAGACGAAGCUGGCUCAGGAGAAGGCUUCUGGCAAGGACGACUUUGAAGCACGCAACAACAGCCAGGUGUAUUACUGCCGUUCCCUGGCCCUGGCCUACAUCGAGCACAUGGCCCUCCAGAGUUACUGUGCGAUGCUGGAGUCCGAUGAUACCCCGGCUGCUCUCAGACCAGUGCUGACCAAGCUGGGCGCUCUCUACGGCCUGUGGACCCUCAGCAACCACAUGGCCACACUCUACCAGGGUGGAUAUUUCUCUGGAAAAAAUGCUGCAGAGUUUGUCAACACAGCCAUCCUUACUCUGUGCACCCAGCUCAAAGACGAGGCCGUGGCCUUGGUGGAUGUCUUCGCCCCUCCGGACUUCAUCCUCAACUCUACCAUCGGCAAGGCUGACGGCAAUGUGUACAAGAACAUGUGGUCGACGGUGUUGCAGGGUAAGGAGGUGCUGGAGCGGCCCUCAUGGUGGAAGGAGUUCUGCACGGACAAACCUGUGGUGGGGUCGCUCUCCGCCAAACUCUAACCCCCCCCCCCCCCCCCCCCCCCCCCCCCACCGGGGCCAGUACCCCGGCCCACCCCUCGCUCAAGAGAUUAACUCCUCUAUUGGUUUUAGAACUAACGCCCAGGAUUCUACACAUUACAAUCUAAACUAUUGUGAUGAGGUGAUGUUAAUUAUUAUUAUUAAUUCAUUUUUGUAUCACGUUUGCGCUCGUCAUUCCAUGUUCAUGCCAAACCCAAACCUUUUGGAUACUAUGGUACUAUAUUAAUAUACACUUGCCUUUGAAGGAUUUACCAUUUUAAAUGACUGACAAAACUAUUUUAAUGAGUCAACGUAUUUCAAUAAGGGAUUUAACCGAAGCACAUACAAUGCAACCCAAGCAGAUGUAUCGAUUUAUCCAUUGAUAGAUAUCUAUCUAUCGAUGUAUAGGUACCGUAUAGAGAGGCAGCUACAACAAGGGAAAUCUCCACCUUCCUGUCCCUCUUUGUCUGUACUGGGUCUGGUUGGUAGUGUUGUUUUACUUUGUCUAUAUAAAUAUCUAGGAAAAUAUUAAAUAAAGAAUAUUAUCAUGACAACCAUUUAUUUUUCAUUAUUCCAUUCUUUCU